Molecule: messenger RNA, 1071 nt
Organism: Boleophthalmus pectinirostris (great blue-spotted mudskipper)
Lineage: Eukaryota; Metazoa; Chordata; Actinopteri; Gobiiformes; Gobiidae
Gene: slc2a9l2
Product: solute carrier family 2 member 9, like 2
Exons: 10
Coding region: 1-1071 (356 amino acids)
Biological process (GO): monosaccharide transmembrane transport
Cellular component (GO): membrane
Molecular function (GO): hexose transmembrane transporter activity
Source: RefSeq, a predicted model, not a curated record
AUGUCGAGGUGCGCUUAUUUUUGCCUGAGCGGUCUCCGGUCCGAUCUCCGAAUCGCUCUGAGUGCGUUGCCCAUGUACCUCGGGGAAAUCUCUCCCAAACACAUGAGAGGAUUCAUCGGACAAUUCAACUCCAUCCUCAUCUGUCUGGGAGUGUUCACCGGGCAGGUGCUGGGCCUGCCGGAGCUGCUCGGACAGGAGUCUCGGUGGGUCUUCCUCUUCUCCUUCAUCGCUGUUCCUCCUCUUCUUCAGAUUUGUGUUCUUCCGUUUCUUCCGGAAAGUCCCAGAUUUCUGCUGAUGGAACGAAGAGACGAAGCUGCGGCCGAACGAGGGAAACAGCAACAAGUUAAGGUUAAACUCAGCGCUGUCAGAUACUCAGGUCGUCAGCACUGGGGCACCACAGGGCUGUCUAUUCUUAGUUUACUCAGUAAAAGCACAGAUGCCAUCAGCUACAGGACAGAAACUGAUGAAGUGGUGCAUUGGUGUGAGGAGCAAAACCUUGUCUUAAAUGUGGAAAAGACAAAGGAGAUAAUUUUUGAUCCCAAAUCUGUCGGGGACCACAGCCCCGUUAACAUCAGGGGGAGGGACAUAGAGCAGAUCUGGUAUUACACCAGUGGGAUCCUGAGGGAGGCGGGUUUUUCCGAGUCCAUCCUCCCGUACAUCACCCUGAGCACCGGAGCCGUCGAGACGCUGGCGGCCGUCGUCUCCUCCUGGUUUAGAGGUCGGUUUAGUCGGAAGCCGUUGUUGAUCUUCGGUUUUUCGUCCAUGUCUUUGUUCUUCAGCCUCCUCACCGUCUUCCUCACCUUCCAGGAGUCCUUCUCCUGGAUGCCCUACCUCAGCUACGUCUGCAUCCUGGCCGUGAUCGCCUCCUUCUGCUCGGGACCAGGUGGUAUUCCGUUCAUCCUGACGGGCGAGUUGUUUGAACAGUCUUUUCGUCCGGCGGCGUUCAUGAUCGCCGGGAUUGUGAACUGGCUCUCCAACUUCACCGUGGGACUCCUCUUCCCGUUUAUCCAGGUUGGACUUGUGUCUCGUGGGAUUAGAGCUGAAGUCUCUUUGCUGAAGUGUCUUGCCUAA